Anastrepha ludens (Mexican fruit fly) is the source of this 3363-nucleotide messenger RNA. Its product is annotated as cyclic nucleotide-gated cation channel beta-1. The transcript has 10 exons. Gene Ontology annotation, cellular component: intracellular cyclic nucleotide activated cation channel complex; plasma membrane. Lineage: Eukaryota; Metazoa; Arthropoda; Insecta; Diptera; Tephritidae. Gene Ontology annotation, molecular function: protein-containing complex binding; cGMP binding; intracellularly cAMP-activated cation channel activity. The coding region runs from base 109 to 3273 and encodes 1054 amino acids. The record is from RefSeq and is a predicted model, not a curated record. Gene Ontology annotation, biological process: monoatomic cation transmembrane transport.
GUGACAGAAAGCAAAUGCUCCACACACACAACCAAAGCGAAGACAAUUCAAAGUAAAACUAAAAAAGUGAUAUUCAAAGCCAAAAUCGCAUCGUUUAGGCGCUUGAAAAUGAGCAGCGAUAUUGGUGGCGUUAUUCGUGCAGGCAAAAGUAAUGGUGGUAAUGGCAAUGUUGGCACUGGCAGCGGCCCAUCUUCAAACUUAAAUCCACGCAAUUACUUCUCGCUGAGCCGACAGCCACAGUCUUCGCAAAAGCCGCGUGCCAGUUAUCCCGAGAUAAUGCAUCCGCGUCUCUCCUUGAACGGUACUUUGCGCCAUUUAGUGCCCUCCCCACGUCCGCUAUAUCGUGAUCACAGUUCACGCUCGAUACAACCGCUCACGGCCAAUGAACAACAAAUGGCUGAGUUAGAUGGCAGUUUCUAUGGCAACACUUUGGGUUGCUUCAGCACGAGCGGUGGCGGUGGAGGUGGUGGUGGCAGCAGUAGAGCUGGUGGUGGUGGUGGCGGCAGCAGUCGUGUGGGCUUUAGCGGUGGUGGUGGUGGCGGUGAAAGCAAUACGGGCUUUCACACGACAGAGUUGUCGAUUACGCCAACGCUGAUGGGCGAUGAACAAUUUAUCGAUUUGGGUAGCUUGCGUCGCUUUUCAAUCGAUCGGCAGAGUUUUCUUGAUCUCGGAUCGAAAUUUAGCAUGCCACAGCCGAAAUUCGGUCAGAGCGUCUCACAGCAAGGUUUCUUCACAUCACACGACAGCCUCGCCACACCAUGUGCAUCACGUGCCUCCAAUCCACAUGUGGCCACUGUAAGCACUGCCUCCGAAAUGGAUUUACUGCACAGCAGCAACAAACAGCGACGCAAAUCGCGCGGCCGCCUGAAAGCGAUGUCCGGCGAGCAGCCUUUGCUCGAUUCGUGGCAACGAUCGGCGACGGCGCGCGGUUCCCAAGACAACACAUUGGCCGGUGGAUUCGCGGGGAGUAAUCAAUUUAGCGGGAAUUUCUGCAACGGCACUGAUAGAUAUCCCCGCUCACGUUCCGGUACCUCUACGACCACUGCCCCGCCACAUAGCGGCCCCUCACAAUCGCAUCACUCGUCACAUCAGCUGCACCAUUCGGCAUCGGUGUCGCAUGCGCACCAUCCUCAUGCGCAUCAUCAAUCGCAUUUAUCAUCAACACAACAACAACAGUCCGCAGCGUCACAUCAUCAGCAGCAACCACAUCGAACCGCCUCGCAACGAUUUCGUGCCGCCACUGCCUCGCGUAAAUUCCACUUUGUGUUCGAUCCGGCGGGGCGUCUGUGCUACUACUGGUCGAUGGUCGUAUCACUGGCGUUCCUCUAUAAUUUCUGGGUUAUAAUCUAUCGUUUCGCCUUUCAAGAGAUCAAUCGACGAACGAUUGCCAUUUGGUUUUGUCUCGAUUAUUUCUCAGAUUUUUUAUAUCUCAUAGAUAUAUUCUUUCAUUUUCGUACCGGUUACUUGGAGGAUGGUGUACUACAAACGGAUGCAACCAAAUUGCGUCAACACUAUAUGAAUUCGACAACAUUCUACAUUGACUGCCUAUGUUUGCUGCCAUUGGAUUUUUUAUAUCUAUCAAUCGGAUUCAAUUCGAUAUUGCGUUCAUUUCGUUUGGUGAAAAUCUAUAGAUUUUGGGCAUUUAUGGAUCGUACCGAACGACAUACAAACUAUCCGAACUUAUUUCGUUCGACAGCGCUGAUACACUACCUACUUGUGAUAUUCCAUUGGAACGGAUGUCUGUAUCAUAUUAUACAUAAGAACAAUGGAUUCGGUUCGAGGAAUUGGGUAUACCAUGAUUCCGAAUCGGCCGAUGUAGUUAAACAAUAUUUACAAAGUUAUUAUUGGUGUACGUUAGCUUUAACGACGAUCGGGGAUUUGCCAAAGCCCAGAUCGAAAGGUGAAUACGUCUUUGUGAUAUUACAAUUGCUAUUCGGACUGAUGCUGUUCGCGACGGUGCUGGGUCAUGUGGCGAACAUUGUGACGUCGGUGAGUGCGGCACGUAAGGAAUUUCAAGCCAAACUGGAUGGCGUGAAAACGUAUAUGCGUAUGCGUCGUGUGCCCAAUCAUCUGCAGGUGAAAGUCAUUAAAUGGUUUGAUUACCUGUGGCUGACCCAAAAAUGUUCCGACGAGGAGCGAGCUGUAUCCUGUCUUCCUGAUAAAUUAAAGGCUGAAAUAGCAAUUAACGUCCAUUUAGAUACACUUAAGCGAGUUGAAAUUUUUCAAAAUACCGAAGCGGGUUUCCUAUGCGAAUUGGUGCUACGUCUGCGGCCGGUACUCUUCUCACCCGGUGACUAUAUUUGCCGGAAGGGUGAGGUUGGGAAGGAGAUGUACAUAGUAAAUCGUGGCCGUCUGCAGGUGGUGGCCGAUAAUGGGAAGACGGUGAUGGCUUCAUUGAAGGCAGGUUCCUAUUUUGGCGAGAUUAGUAUACUGAAUAUGGGCACAGCAGGUAAUCGUCGCACUGCCUCGGUACGCUCGGUUGGCUACAGUGAUCUCUUUGUGCUGAGCAAAAAGGAUAUGUGGGACGUGUUGAAAGAGUAUCCGGCGGCGCGCGUGCGACUCGAAUCCAUAGCGGUAAAACGUUUGGAGAAAUACAAAAAGGCGCCUCUCGAGAAAGUAAAAUACUUUAAUGUAGUUGCCAUGGGACGAUGCCAAUCGACGCCGGGCUUGGUGGAGAGCUGCGGACGCACAACUUUGGAAGAUAUGUGGCUACCACCACCGUCAGCACUCACUUUUGCACAACAGCAACAGCUACAGCAGCAACAGCAAAGUGUACCUUACAGUCGUGCUCCCAGUCCCCGCUCAACACUUACAUAUACGGAACGCAUCACACGUGCCACCGACUCACCCGGCUCGGUCAGCCCUAGUGUGCACAGUUCAGAUGAUCGACCGCGCAGUAGGGCAACAUCGCAUCCCUCGACACGCCCCCAAUCGCAGCCUAGUCGUACAGGACAAAUCUGCGAUUCCAGUUCGCAUUUAGAAUACGGUGGCGGCCUGUCCGUUGCCAGCGGUGGCAUCGGUGGUGGCGGCACUACGCCAUUACUUGGUUCACAUGAAGCCUUAGAAGACGAGAUCAAACGGUUGCGCGAACGUUUACAUACCGUAGAAUCGGAGAAUCAAGCACUUAAUACGAAGCUCUCACAACAACAAUGGGACUUAGAGAAUCGACUGGCCGAGAUUGAGAUGCAAAUAUGUGGCGUCUCAUCAACAUCCAGUCUCGAUCCGGAGAACGAGACCGAGGAGAUGGAACGCAAUCGUGAGAGUAUCAUAUAACACGGGAGCGAGCUGCCCCAUCAGUCGAUCGGUAUGAUGUACAUAUCAUGUUUCACAUGACUCGCAUUGUUGUUGUCGUUUAAUGUUAAA